This is a messenger RNA of Anopheles marshallii, 1836 nucleotides long. RefSeq names its product probable ATP-dependent RNA helicase DDX55 homolog. NCBI's taxonomy places the organism in Eukaryota, Metazoa, Arthropoda, Insecta, Diptera, Culicidae. Bases 1 to 1836 code for a protein of 611 amino acids. Gene Ontology annotation, molecular function: ATP binding; nucleic acid binding; RNA helicase activity. The transcript has 2 exons. The record is from RefSeq and is a predicted model, not a curated record. Gene Ontology annotation, cellular component: nucleolus.
AUGCCUAGACCAAGUGUAAAAUGGACAGAUUUGGCCACACCACUAAGUGCGCCCGUGCUCAAAGUGAUUGACGGUCUUGGUUUUGAGAAGAUGACACCAGUUCAGGCUGCCACCAUUCCACUGCUCUUGGGUUACAAAGACGUCGCUGCCGAAGCGGUCACAGGAUCCGGAAAAACGCUAGCUUUUCUUGUCCCCUUGCUAGAACUGCUACUCAAAAGGAAGCGCAACGAGGCAUGGAAAAAGCACGAAAUCGGAGCUGUUAUUGUUUCACCCACACGCGAACUGGCCACCCAGAUACACGACGUCCUGUCCGAGUUCCUCUGCCACGAGGAACUGAGCAGUUUUCGGCAGAAGAUGCUCAUCGGAGGAAAUGCCGUUGAAGAAGAUGUACUCGCGAUCUUGAAGGAAGGUGUCAACAUACUCGUAGCCACCCCUGGCCGACUGCAGGAUCUGUUUGAGCGCAAAGGAGACCUGAAUCUGGCUGCAAAGGUGAAAAGUUUAGAGCUGCUCGUGCUAGACGAAGCGGAUCGUUUGCUUGAUAUGGGGUUCGAGGCGACCAUCAACACCAUUCUAGGCUAUCUUCCACGGCAGCGCCGGACUGGGCUGUUUUCGGCCACACAAACCAAGGAGGUGAAAGAUUUGAUGCGCGCAGGUUUGCGUAAUCCUGUGUUGGUCAGUGUACGUGAAAAGGCAACCACGAGCACGCCGAAAUUGUUGCAAAACUAUUAUAUCGUCGUUGAGCCAGAGCAAAAACUGGUUGCUUUGCUGGAAUUUAUACGCACCCAGAACAUCAAGAAAGCGAUGAUAUUCUUUCCCACGUGUGCUUGCGUUGAGUACUGGUCCAUCGCUUUGGCGAACCUUGUUUCAUCGAUGCAAGUGUUGGCCUUGCACGGAAAGAUGCGAACGGAACGCUUCCGGAUACUGAAGUCGUUUCGCGAAGCGGCCAGCGCGUUGUUACUCUGCACUGAUGUACUUGCCCGUGGUGUCGAUAUUCCUGAAGUGGACUGGGUACUCCAGUGGGAACCGCCAUCAAACGCAGCAGCGUUUGUUCAUCGUGUCGGCCGCACUGCACGUCAAGGAUCGGAAGGAAAUGCGCUCAUUAUGCUUCUACCCACAGAAGACGCGUAUGUAGACUUUCUGACACGCAAUCAGAAAGUUUCCCUAAAACAAAUAGAUUUGGAGCUACCCGAUAGGAUGCUGGCUGAAACGUUAGACACAUUGCAUCAACUUCAGAAGACCGAUCGUGCUACGUUUGACAAAGCUAACCGAGCGUUUGUGUCGCACGUGCAGGCCUACAGUAAGCACGAGUGUAAUCUAAUUCUACGGCUGAAGGAUCUGGAUCUCGGUAGAGUAGCGACAAGUUAUGGACUACUGCAGUUACCCCGCAUGCCCGAAAUGAAGCCUCAUUUCAAAGAGUCGUUCCGUGGCCCGGAGCAAAGAGUGGACGUAUUCACACUCGUUUACAAGGAUAAGCAAAAGCAAGCGUCGUUCGAGAACAAGCUGAAAACGUACGCCGAAACAGGCGAAUGGAAGGGAAAAAAGAAGCUUAUCAAAAAGAAAUCUGUUCCCUGGGAGCUGGCCAAUAAGGAGCGCGAAGAACGGAAAGAAAUCCGUAAGAAGCGGAGGGAAAAGAAACAAAUACGAAAGGCAUCCAUUGAGGCGGGUGAUACAGUCCCGGCGAAAAAGAAACGAGCUAAAUUUUCACAGGAAGAGCUAGAAGAACUGGCCAACGAUAUUCGGCUGUUGAAGAAGGUGAAAAAGAAAAAAAUCACCGAAGAGGAAUACGAGGAUAAGAUGGGUAUAAAGGAAGGAGAUGAUUUAAUGGAUUCGGAUUAA